GCGCCCCGCGCCCCGCAGGACUGUGUUCCUGAGAGGGGGCGUAGCCAUGGCCAGCAGAGGGAAGGGUGGCCAGCACAGCAGUCCUCAUUAUACUAACCGUCUGAUUAACGAAAAGUCUCCCUACCUCCUUCAGCAUGCCCACAACCCCGUGGACUGGUACCCAUGGGGCCAGGAAGCCUUUGAUAAAGCCAAAAAAGAAAACAAACUGAUCUUUCUGUCAGUCGGCUAUUCCACCUGCCACUGGUGCCAUGUGAUGGAAGAGGAGUCCUUCAAGAACAAGGAGAUUGGCCGGAUUCUCAACGAGAACUUUGUCUGCAUAAAAGUGGAUCGCGAGGAGCGGCCUGACGUGGAUAAAGUCUACAUGACCUUUGUGCAGGCAACCAGUAGUGGAGGGGGCUGGCCGAUGAGCGUGUGGCUGACUCCUGACCUCAAACCCUUUGUAGGCGGGACGUAUUUUCCCCCUGAAGAUGGAAUUUACCGAGUCGGCUUUAAGACGGUGCUGCUGCGAAUUGUUGAUCAGUGGAAGCGAAACAAAGAGGCCCUUUUGGAGAACAGCCAGAGGAUCACAGAUGCACUGCUCACAAGGGCUGAGGUUGGCAUCAGGAGCGAGGGGUCGCCCCCACCUUCAUCUGAGGUGAUGACCCGAUGCUUCCAGCAGCUGUCUGAGUCGUACGACGAGGAGUAUGGUGGCUUUUCAGAGUUCCCCAAGUUCCCCACGCCAGUCAAUUUGAACUUCCUCUUCACAUACUGGGCCCUGCACCGGACCUCUCCUGAUGGUGUACGGGCCUUGCAGAUGGCUCUGCACACCCUCAAGAUGAUGGCCUAUGGUGGGAUUCAUGAUCACAUUGCCCAGGGAUUCCACCGCUACUCCACUGACCAGAGGUGGCACGUUCCUCACUUUGAGAAGAUGCUGUACGACCAGGGGCAGCUGGCAGCAACAUAUGCCAAGGCGUUUCAGAUUUCUGGCGAUGAAUUCUUUGCAGAUGUUGCCACCAACAUCCUGCUCUAUGUCUCCCGGGAUUUGAGUGACAGGGCCGGAGGGUUCUACAGUGCGGAGGAUGCGGAUUCCUAUCCCACAGCCAAGUCCAAAGAGAAGCAGGAGGGGGCUUUCUGCGUGUGGACAGCAGAGGAAAUCCGGGCCCUCCUUCCGGACGCUUUGGAGGGGGACUCAGACAGGAAGACGCUGGCAGACAUUUUCAUGCAUCACUAUGGUGUGAAGGAAGGCGGGAAUGUAAGCCCCACGAAGGACCCAUACAAUGAGCUUAAAGGCAAGAACGUCCUGAUUGUGCAGUAUUCCCUGGAGCUGACAGCAGCCAGGUUCGGUCUGGAGCUGGACCAUCUGAAGGCCAUGCUGGCAAAGAGCCGGGAGCGGCUGUCAGAGGUCCGGGCCCAGCGACCACGGCCUCAUCUGGACUCCAAGAUGCUGGCAUCCUGGAACGGGCUGAUGAUCUCGGGCUUUGCUCAGAGCGGGGCCAUCCUUGGCAAAGAGGAGUACAUUAGCCGGGCCACGCGUGCUGCUGACUUCCUGCGAAGCCACUUGUUUGAUGCCAGCAGCGGGCGCCUCCUUCGCAGCUGCUACCGGGGCAAAGACAACAUAGUAGAGCAGAGCACCGUGCCCAUCCAGGGCUUCCUGGAGGAUUAUGUCUUUGUGAUCCAGGCCCUCUUUGACCUGUACGAGGCCUCGCUGAACCCGAGCUGGCUGGAAUGGGCCUUGCAGCUCCAGCACAAGCAGGAUGAGCUCUUCUGGGACAACAAAGGCUUUGCCUAUUUCUCCAGUGAGGCUGGAGACUCCUCACUGCUCCUCCGCUUGAAGGACGACCAAGAUGGGGCAGAGCCCAACGCCAACUCCGUCGCCGUCACUAACCUGCUCAGGGCAGCCUGUUACUUCGGCCGUGUGGACUGGGUGGAAAAAGCUGGGCAGAUCCUGGCAGCCUUUUCAGAGAGGCUGCUGAAGAUCCCUGUGGCUCUGCCGGAGAUGGCUCGAGCCACUGCAGCCUUUCACCACACCCUGAAACAGGUCGUUAUCUGUGGGGACCCAGAAGGAGACGACACUAAAGAGCUGCUGCGCUGCAUCCGCUCCAUCUUCUCUCCAAACAAGGUGCUGAUGCUGGCGGACGGAGACAGCACUGGGUUCCUGUACUGCCAUUUGCCCUUCCUCUCCUCCUUGGAAAAGAAAGAUGGAAAAGCCACUGCAUAUCUCUGUGAAAACUUUGCCUGCUCUCUGCCUGUCACCUCCUCCCAGGAGCUGCGCAAGCUGCUGCUGCUGUAAGAUGUCACCCUCCCUCCCCCCUCAGUCUCCUCUGCACCAUGGCAAACGUGGAAGGAAAUAGGAAAGACUAUGGAAACGGCCAUGGUAUCUGUACCUGGACAGGACAGAGGAGCCUGCAAUAAAGUCCUCAUGUACACAA
Gavialis gangeticus (Gharial) is the source of this 2408-nucleotide messenger RNA. It is a transcript of the gene SPATA20, whose product is annotated as spermatogenesis associated 20. The transcript has 16 exons. The record is from RefSeq and is a predicted model, not a curated record. Bases 47 to 2269 code for a protein of 740 amino acids. Gene Ontology annotation, biological process: carbohydrate metabolic process. Lineage: Eukaryota; Metazoa; Chordata; Crocodylia; Gavialidae.